Molecule: messenger RNA, 1689 nt
Organism: Osmia bicornis bicornis
Lineage: Eukaryota; Metazoa; Arthropoda; Insecta; Hymenoptera; Megachilidae
Product: folylpolyglutamate synthase, mitochondrial-like
Exons: 3
Coding region: 101-1651 (516 amino acids)
Biological process (GO): tetrahydrofolylpolyglutamate biosynthetic process
Cellular component (GO): cytoplasm; mitochondrion; cytosol
Molecular function (GO): tetrahydrofolylpolyglutamate synthase activity; ATP binding
Source: RefSeq, a predicted model, not a curated record
GCGCUGAGAGUGGAGAUCAGUGGAGAUGGAGCACUGAUAUGAGAUAGAGACGGAAUUAAUUAUUUAUUUAAAUAAUUCAAACGUAAUAUAACAUAUAAUCAUGGAACACAAAUUCAAUAAUAUCCUUCAGGAUGAUAAUUCAUACGAGGCUGCUUUGAAAGCAUUAUGUAAUUUACAAAGCACUGCUCGCUAUUUAAAAUCAGGAGUAAAAAACAAUCCUAAUGAUUUUAGUAAAUUAUCUGAAACAAAAAAAUAUUUACUCCGAUGUGGUAUUACAUGUGAAAAAUUGGAUACUUUAUCUGUUAUACAUGUAGCAGGUACAAAAGGAAAGGGUUCCACUUGUGCAUAUACAGAAGCUAUCUUGCGUGAACACAACUUUAGCACAGGAUUUUUCAGUUCUCCACAUUUGGUUAAUGUAAGAGAACGUAUAAGAAUAAAUGGACAACCAUUAAGUGAAAUAUGUUUCAGCCAACACUUUUGGAAAGUUUAUAAGAAACUAGAAGAUAGGAAAGAACAUGAAUUUGAUAUGCCUACGUAUUUUAAAUUUAUUACAAUUUUAAUGUUUAACGUAUUUUUAGAUGCUAACGUGGAUGUUGCUAUAAUUGAAGUUGGAAUUGGGGGGGAAAAUGAUUGUACAAAUAUUGUAAGAAAUACUGUCUGUGUGGGUAUAACUAGUUUAGCAUUAGAUCAUACAUCUACAUUAGGUAAUACUAUCGAGGACAUAGCUUAUCAAAAGUCCGGAAUUUUUAAGCCAAAAACCACUGCUUUCACCGUUCCACAGCUACCUCGAGCAAUGUGUGUAUUAGAGAAGAGAGCUGUAGAAAAGAAUUGUAUGUUAGAUCUUGUUUGUCCCUUUGAAGAAUAUAGAUGGGGAAAUCUUUCACCUAUUCUGAAGAUAACAAGUAAUAUCCAACAACAGAAUGCAUCCUUGGCUAUUCAAAUGGCUACUACAUGGAUGACUAAAACAGAUAAAUAUUCAGAUAUUCUGCAUAAUGCUGAAAAUGAUAAUCAAUUUUACAAUAAGUAUAAAGAAAAUACUCAGCUAAAUAGAGUCAUAAAGUCAAACAUAAUAUUCAUGGAUAAAAUUGCAGUAGGUAUAUCUUCUUGUAAAUGGCCAGGUAGAAUGCAAAUUUUAGAAACUAGUAUUGCUAAUUUUUUCUUAGAUGGUGCGCACACGAUUGAAAGUAGCGAAUGUUGUAUUUCUUGGUUUAACGAUGUAAUUAGUAAAAGAAGGGGGAAGAGGUUUCUAAUUUUUAAUACAUCUGGGACUCGCGAUUCGGAAAAGUUAUUAGUACCGUUAAAAUCUUUACAUUUUUAUAAAGCAUAUUUUGUACCAAAUUUUGCAGGGAUUAAAAGUAUAGACGAUGAAACGAACUGUUCGUCGAUGGAUGAACAAAGACAUAAGUGUGAAAUUAAUGCCAAUAUAUGGGGAACGGAUUCACUAGUUAAAAAUAGCGUUAAUGAAGUUUUCCAGGAUAUAAAAAAGAAUUUUGAAAAGGAAGUUAAUCACAAUAACGACGAGAAAUAUCAAAUCCUUAUUACGGGAUCGUUACAUUUAGUAGGUGCAGCUCUUACUAUCUUAGAUCCCAAUUUAACGAUGAGUUCGCAGUAUUGCUUCGAAAUAAGCAACUGUCCCCUCUUCUUUGUUUGAAGUCGCCCGCAAAGUGAGAGGUACGAGAAAUGAGUGAG